AUGGAUGACCUCACAGUCACACAACCAAUGGGAUUGGUUCUCGUUCGCGCCGCGUUGGCCGGCAUCUCAGCCGAUAUGAAGAAGACCAUCGAGAAGAUGAAGAACAAGAUCAAUUUGAGCGCUCAGUUGCCAUUCACUCAUACCGUAAAAUCAAGCAUUGAUUCACUUGAAAUUGAAUUAUUAAGCAUCUAA
Messenger RNA from Penicillium verhagenii, 192 nucleotides. RefSeq lists its product as uncharacterized. Lineage: Eukaryota; Fungi; Ascomycota; Eurotiomycetes; Eurotiales; Aspergillaceae. The transcript has a single exon. The record is from RefSeq and is a predicted model, not a curated record. Bases 1 to 192 code for a protein of 63 amino acids.